AUGGGCUUCAUACAAGAUCUGACGAGGAGGUUACCGUCCUCGCAGGACAGCCUGGACAAGUUCGACGACCUGUCACGACGCGCAGAAAAGGUUUCUCCCCGAUUGGCCUUCUUCCGCCGGCGCAUACGACUGAAGGGAAACUCGACCGUCUCGUUACCGCUGGGCCUCGUGCUGCUGUUCCCAUGUCUGGUCAUAAUCCUAAUCUUGGUUCUCUUUGUGAGGUCGCCAGACUCGCAGGGUAUCAUGAACAUGCCCGGCGGCGGCGUUCCUCCUUCAAUACGGAAAAUCAGCGAAAAGUAUGAUAAGCCUUUCGCAGUAGGUUGUCUCGAGCCUCAAACGAACGGUCCCCGCGCAAACGCAGCUAUCGUGGUCCUGGCGAGGAACAAGGAGCUUGAUGGCGUUAUACAGUCUAUCAAGUCCUUCGAAAGGCACUUCAAUAGGUGGUUCAACUACCCCUAUGUCUUCCUCAACGACGGCGACUUCAACUCGACCUUCAAAGAGACCGUCGGUAAUCACACACAGUCGAUCGUAGAAUGGGGUAAGAUUGCACCAGAGCACUGGGAAUUCCCAGAAUGGGCAGAUCCUGCGGUUGUCAAGGAAGGUAUCGCUAAGCAGGGCGACCGCGCGAUCAUGUAUGGUGGUAUGGAAAGCUACCAUCACAUGUGUCGGUUCUACUCUGGUCAAUUCUACAAACAUGAGUUACUACAGAAGUACGAAUGGUAUUGGCGGCUGGAACCGGAGAUUACCUAUUUCUGCGACAUUACGUACGAUCCUUUCAUCCACAUGAUACGGAAUAAGAAGACUUACGGCUUCACCAUUGCUGUGAAGGAGCUGAGGGAAACGGUCCCAAACAUCUUCCGCUACGCGUCAGCGUUCAAGAGGAUGAACAACAUAACAUCGCAAGGGAUGUGGGAGAUGUUUGUCGAGAAGCCGAAGGAGGAGCCAAAGGACAAGUUGCCGAAAGACGACCCAAAGUACAAGAAGCCUCUGCCUCAAGAGAUCUUGAACUCCGAACCAGGCACAGGAGCGCUCCCCGAUAUUGAUCCAGAGAACAUGGAGGGUGAGAACUACAACAUGUGUCAUUUCUGGAGUAACUUCGAGAUUGUCAAUCUGAGCUGGUACCGGAGCAAAGAGUACAACGACUUCUUCGAGAUGAUGGAUCGGAGCGGUGGCUUCUGGAUGGAGCGAUGGGGUGAUGCACCGAUUCACUCGCUUGCUGCAGGCAUCCUUCUUGGUCCACAGGACGUCCACUACUUCCGCGACUUUGGCUACCGACACACUACGAUCCAACACUGUCCCGCCAAUGCGCCCGCGCGACAGCUGCCACGAAUCCCCUACCUGGAACCGACCACACUAGAUGAGAAGGCACGGAGAGAGGAAGAUGACUACUGGGCACAUCCAGAUCCACCCAAAGAAAACGGCGUGGGCUGUCGCUGCAGAUGUGAUACCGAUAUCGUCGACGUCGAAGGCAAAGAAGGUUCCUGCCUUGCAGAGUGGGUGGACGUUGCUGGAGGAUGGGCGUCACCCGGGCCUUGA
Molecule: messenger RNA, 1536 nt
Organism: Ascochyta rabiei
Lineage: Eukaryota; Fungi; Ascomycota; Dothideomycetes; Pleosporales; Didymellaceae
Product: O-glycoside alpha-1,2-mannosyltransferase 4
Exons: 4
Coding region: 1-1536 (511 amino acids)
Biological process (GO): protein N-linked glycosylation; cell wall mannoprotein biosynthetic process
Cellular component (GO): membrane; Golgi apparatus
Molecular function (GO): alpha-1,2-mannosyltransferase activity
Source: RefSeq, a predicted model, not a curated record